AUGUUAAAUAAUGAUAAUUCAUUAAUAUCAAAUGAAUAUUUUAUUGAUACAUGUUGUUCAUUAAGUAAAACUGAUAAACUAAAUAUAUAUUGUCGUCAAAAUGAAAUAAUCCGUCUUAAUUUAAUUGAAAUAUAUUAUAAUUCAAAUGAAUAUUGUUCAUCAGAAUAUAAUUGUUGUAAAUAUCAAACAAAUUGUUCACGUCGUAUAACAAAAUAUUCAAAUAUAAAUUGUAAUGAAAAAAAUUCUUGUUCAAUUGAUAGAACUUGUUUAAAAAUUUAUGAACCAUGUUCAAGUUUAAAUGGUUUAUAUGGACAAUAUAUAACUAUUUAUUAUUCAUGUAUAUCAUUAUUAUUAAAUAAAACAAAAUUGAAUGAUAAUUACAAUGAUAAUAUACCAUUUAUUGUUAAAUUAUUAACAUCAGAAAAAACAAAUAAAAAUAAAUCAUUUAUUGAAAAUGAUAUUAUUUUAUUUAAAAAUUUUAAAUCUUCACCAUUAUCAUUAAUAUCAAUUAUAUUUUCUUUUCUAUUAUUUAUGUUUAUUAUUUAUUCAUUAGCUGAUCAUAUUGGAAAUAAAAUUUGUCGUCAAAAGAAUUUAAUUAAAAAUAAAUCUAUAUUAAAUAAUCAACAAAAUGAAAGAGAAGAUAAAAUAAAUGUACAAUCAAAUCGUUUUAAAUCUUUAAAAGAUGUUAAUUCAUAUCGAACAAUAAAUUUAUAUAAUAAAUCAAUUUAUCGAACGAAAUAUCCAUAUGUUUAUUAUUCAAUUAAUCCUUAUCACAAAUAUAUUCAUAUUCAACAUAAUCCAAUAACUCGACAAUUUUAUUCAACCACAUAUAAUCCUUAUUUUAAUCAUUAUACCAACUGA
Messenger RNA from Rotaria sp. Silwood1, 861 nucleotides. Lineage: Eukaryota; Metazoa; Rotifera; Eurotatoria; Philodinida; Philodinidae. The record is from the annotation of a GenBank genome assembly.